Colletotrichum karsti is the source of this 1191-nucleotide messenger RNA. RefSeq lists its product as uncharacterized. The transcript has a single exon. The record is from RefSeq and is a predicted model, not a curated record. The coding region runs from base 1 to 1191 and encodes 396 amino acids. Lineage: Eukaryota; Fungi; Ascomycota; Sordariomycetes; Glomerellales; Glomerellaceae. Gene Ontology annotation, molecular function: hydrolase activity.
AUGGAUCCUGCACAACUUCCUCCGUGGGAUCUUCCUGAAGGUGUCGCUUCUCGGUUCGUCGAUACGUCUCCUGCCGGCCUCAAGUUCCACAUCUUGGAGUCCGUUCCCCCAAAUGUCGAGCAAAGUGACCGUCCUCCUCUCAUUCUGCUUCUUCACGGAUUUCCCAAUCUGUCAUACGACUGGAGCGCCAUCAUGCCGAUGCUCUCCAGAGCAGGGUAUCAUGUAGUCGCUCCCGACAUGAGGGGGUUUGGUCGUACGCACAAUUCGGACCUGACCCCGAUUGCGGAUGAGCAUUUUCGUCCGAUUGUAGCUGUCCACGAUGUCACGGCGCUCCUGGUCGGUCUUGGGCACGAUUCCAUCCACACACUGGUCGGCCACGAUUUGGGUGCGUUUGCUGCUUCGCUUGUGACGGUGGUUCGGAAGGACUUGGUGAAGUCGCUCAUCCUGAUGUCUCAUCCAUUCAAAGGCAUCCAAGGCCCUUCGACAGAUGGCAGCACUGGUGGAGGAGAGGAUAUUCAGGCCACUCUCGCCAGGCUUGACCCUCCAAGGAAGCACUACAAGUACUACAACGCAUCCCCUGAGGCGUCUGAUGAAUGGACGUACCCGACUGGCCAGCCACUUCACGACUUUCUUCGGGGUUACUUCCACCUCAAGUCCGCAGACUACAGCCAGAAUCAACCUCGCCCUCUCGAGUUCUGGACUGCAAAAGAGCUCGCGGUCAUGCCACAUUACUACGUCAUGAGAGCCGACCUUUCGAUGCGCGGCAACAUUGAGCUGGACAUGUCCCAAGAGCCUGCCGAGACUCGGGGAAGGCUGGCUGACACACCUUGGCUUCCCGACUCCGACCUUUGUGUAUAUACCAAAGAAUACGGCAGAACAACGUUCAGCAAGGCUCUGCUUUGGUACAGGGCGCUUGUGGAUCCGAAGUUGUCGGCAGACCUCCUACCUUUUGCGGGGACCAAGAUUUCCGUCCCAACUAUGUACAUCUCUGGCGAUCGAGACUGGGGAACUUAUCAGGUUCCUGGAGCCCUCGAGGCAAUGCAGCGAGGUGGCAGCGUUGAGCAUGGAUGUUGGCGUGGAGCCGUCCAUAUCCCUGGCGCUGGGCAUUGGGUCAACAUGGAGAAGCCGGAGGAGUGUGCUCGUGAGAUUCUGAAUAUGGCGACGUCCGUCGGUAAUACGACUGCGAAGUAA